AACGUUUUGUUCUUGAUUCAAGACCAGGAACCGAAAUUUUGCCAUCUACAAGCUAGCUGGUACCUUGCGCGAUGAAAGCACAAAAUAAUUGGAAAACAUAACAUUAAUGGUUAUGAUUUGAUAACAAACGACGUAUCAUAAGAGCCGAUACAGUGAAUUUAAAAAUUAGCUAAGCUUGCAUACUGUUAAGACUGCUAUCUAGCUCGCUCUUCAGCCAUCUGGCAGGAUUGUCGCGCGCUAACAUUAGCAGUUAGUUACCGUUAGCAGGUUGGUUACUGCCCGGUGAUGGCUGUGGCACAGAGAGGCUGUGUUGUGGCUGGGUAUUUACUCCUACUGCUGCUGACUGGGUGCAAAGCAAGGAUACACAAGCUCACCCUGGAGAAUGAAACUCGGUUUUCCGUCGACCUCAACAAUUUUGGUUUCUUUGCUAAUGGGACUCUGGAUGUCAACCUGACUUCUCUGCGCUUCCAUAGUGAUCAGUCGGUGAACUACAGCACUCACCCGGUUGGUUUCAGCCUCUCCAGGUCACGUGUGAACGGGGUCUUGUCCUAUACAGCAGAGGAGACAGAAGUGUGCCCACUCACUCUGAAAGAGUCCACCAAUGACGAGCCUCUCAUUCUUUUUCUUAUUGAUGUCAACAACCUCAGUGUCACCAUGAACGCUAUCAGUGCGAGAGAUAACGUCUUGACGGCAAAGCCAAAGGCUGAAGCACCUAAAGGUCAGAGGAAAACCAGGGAUGCUACUGAGGAGAAUAAACCAAAAACGGGCAUAGACGUGCCACACGAUGAGAUCGAUCAGAAAACAAAGACUGCAGAGCCUGUAACUGAGAAGAAAGAUGUUGACGUAAAAGUUCCAAAAGUUCCAGUAGAAGCUAAAAAAGUGGAGGAAAAUAAAAUCUAUCUGGAGAAGACCAAGAAAAUGACUUUAGCUCUGGACAAAAUUAACGACUCCUACAACUUCAGUUUCCACAUGAUGGUCGGCUUGCUGGCGCAGGGUCUGUACAGCCUCAAGUUCCACUACUGUAAGAACAGGGGGCCUGGAGUCAAACUGCCCUACUCCUUCACUGUGGAAGUGACAGAGAGGAAUCCAGGUGGCUACCUGUCGGCAGCAGAAAUUCCUCUGUCCCGCCUUUACAUUUGCAUGGCUGGAGUCUUCUUCUUUGCUGCCAUGAUCUGGGUGUACACACUCAUGAAGCACAGGUACAGUGUGUUUAAGAUCCACUGGCUGAUGGCUGCGCUGGCCUUCACCAAGUCCACGUCAUUGGUUUUCCAUAGUAUCAACUAUCACUUCAUCAACACGAAGGGGCAUACUAUUGAAGGCUGGGCUGUCAUGUAUUACAUCACACACCUGCUCAAAGGCGCUCUGCUGUUCAUCACACUGGCACUGAUCGGCACCGGCUGGGCUUUCGUUAAAUACAUCCUGUCUGACAAGGAAAAGAAGAUCUUCAUGAUCGUCAUCCCCCUGCAGGUCCUGGCUAAUGUUGCCUACAUCAUCAUCGAGUCAACAGAGGAAGGCUCCAGUGAAUACUAUCUGUGGAAGGAGAUCCUCUUUCUGGUCGACCUCAUCUGCUGUGGAGCCAUCCUUUUCCCUGUUGUCUGGUCUAUCCGUCAUCUACAAGAGGCUUCAAGCACCGAUGGCAAAGCUGCCAUGAAUUUGGAGAAGCUCAAGCUCUUCCGGCAUUAUUAUGUGAUGAUUGUGUGUUACAUCUACUUUACGAGGAUCAUAGCCAUUCUGCUCAAGGUCACUAUGCCUUUCCAGUGGCAGUGGUGCUAUGAGUUUCUGGUGGAGGUGUCCACUCUGAUCUUUUUUGUGUUGACGGGCUACAAGUUCCGGCCAGCAUCCAAUAACCCCUACCUCCAGCUCCCCCAGGACGAGGAGGACGUGGAGAUGGAUGAAGUAGUGACUGAGUCAGGUGCACUGGAGGGUAUUUCCAAAGUGAAGAAGACGUCUAACGGACGUGAGCGCCAGAAAGAGUCGACCUUGUGAGCAGGAAGUUGCAUCUUCGGGAGGGACCCGUUAAACAUCCCCAGGCCAGCCGGUAUAAAGGGGUGCACAUGGACCAAGGCUCCCCACCCACAUUGACAGCUAUCAUUUUGAAAUUCUUGUGGUUGCAAGAGUUUCAAAAGGUUGCACUUCCAGAAAGGAGGCGUGACCACUGUCUGGCUAUGCAAAAAAGAAAAAAAAAACGAAAAAAAAAAAAAAACACUAACUUUGUUGGACGCUCUCCAUUUCCUUGAAACACUCCACCGAGAAACUCUGAAAGGUUUCAGGAGGAGAUGGGUUCCUGCCACAUGGAUGGGUGGAGAUAUGGAAAGGAGCUCUGAGGUUCUUUACAGUUCCCCUCUCUCUCUCUCUCUCUCUCUCUCUCUCUCUCUCCCUCCCUCCCUCUCUCCCCCUCUCUCUCGCUUCCUCUCUCACUCUCUCUCCCUCUCUCUCUCUCCCUCCCUCUCUCUUCCUCUCUCCAAAGAUAAUUAUAAUUAUCAUUUUAGAGAAAGACUUGCUUUCGAGUGUGUUUAUAUCAGCUAUUUAAAAACGGUACUUCUGCGAGCCUCUUAGCUGUACCUUCUCGUGUGUAAUGUGAGUAAACGUGUGUGUGUGUGUGUGUGUGUGUGUGUGUGUGUGAAUGUGAGACAACACAGGAUUUGAACACAACUGCUUUUUCCCCUUUGGAGACAAUAGCCCGUACUCAGGUAAAAGGCUAAUCAGUAUAUAUUAAAAAUUUAGGCAACAAUCUAAACAUGUUGUUUCUCUUUCCCACUGUUCAGGGCUCAGUAACGUCCCAUCAGUUAAUACACAACGUCACCACCACACAGUACAUAUGUUACUUUUUCUUAUAUAUUUGAUUUAUAUAUUGAAAUAUAUAUAUAUAUAUGGACGGACGGAAGAUGUUGUAUAUUUCAAUAUAUUGACUUAUUGCAUAUUGAAAUGUUAUAUUUCAGUAUUAUUGUUUAUGUUGGAGAGGUGAGAGUUCCUCCCAGUCCGUCAUAUGGACCGCUGCUGUAAUUUAGCUUUAGUGGUUGAGGUCGACCCACAUCUCUGUGAAUCCACUCCAGACGGUGACGUGGACCUCUUAAUGUAUAAACGAGUUUUUGGAUCAGUCUGUUAAACAACCAGAGCAGUGGCCCUAAUUGUAUUCAACGACAGCCUUGUUUUUUUUCCUUUUUGUUUUUUUCUGGGCAGAGAAGUGACCUAACUGAUCAUUUUUGAAUUCGACUGCUUUUUGGUUUUACCUUUUUGCUCUUGAUGUGAAGCUUGUUUUAUUACUUAUUGAUGACUUAUUGGUUUAUGAAAGAGCAGAAACAUUUGCAACCAAGUAGGUUAGGUGGCCAUUUGUAAAUAAUUUACAGAAGAAGACUGUUGAUACAAAAGGAGGCACAUAACACUUUCAUAAGAACUGCAUAGGAGCUUUAUAGACAGUGUUUCAGACAGCAAUGACACAGGUUCAGUUUCAAUGAGAUUUUUUGAUUCCAUUAAUAAAUGAAGGGGAAGAGUAAAUGUUAAUCAAGGAAAGACUACUGAGAUUUAACCACAGACACUUCUGUACGUGGAGGACAGAGCUGCACGGUGUUUACAGACUGUAAAUGUGUCUCCAGGCUCUGGGUGUCGGGUACCUGGUAGGACAAGAGUUAACAGACAGUAAACCAGUUGAGUGAAGAAGGUUUUGUGCUUGUUACACAGGGCUGUUUGUGUGAACUGUCACAAUAAAGCUGGUGUUCUGGAAAGGUCUCAAAUGAA
Messenger RNA from Seriola aureovittata, 3735 nucleotides. Its product is annotated as protein GPR108-like. The record is from RefSeq and is a predicted model, not a curated record. Bases 286 to 1986 code for a protein of 566 amino acids. The transcript has 18 exons. Lineage: Eukaryota; Metazoa; Chordata; Actinopteri; Carangiformes; Carangidae. Gene Ontology annotation, cellular component: membrane; Golgi apparatus. Gene Ontology annotation, biological process: transport.